GAAACCAUUAGAUUUUAGUGCCUGCUACCACUACCUUGUUAUUUUAGAAAGACAGAGUAACUUGAAAGUUUGUUCAAGUGGUUUAGUAGAUAUGACUAAGUUAUAUCCCAACUUUGAAAAUAAAUAAAAAAAAACCAAUCAGUGAAAAAAUUGGAAUAUGAUCCCAGAAGUGUAUUUGCCAAUAUUAUUAGCAUUAGGAAUUUCUCAUCAAGUUGAAGAAAUUUACAAUGAUCGUAUAGAAGUAAUGGAUUUGAUUGAUAACAGUAACAGCUUGAGGGUAGAAUACAUUCAUCCGACAACUUUCAGACCAAUUGACAUCAUACACAGAAGAAAAUAUAGCAAAAUAUCAACUGGAUAUAUAAAUCAUCAUUUUAAAAAAAAUCGUUACGGUCAACAGUCAAGAAAUAUGAAACACAACUCCUUAAAAAGUCCUUCUCUCCGUAAUCGUAUGUCUUCAAAUGGACUUAUGAGACAUAUUUUUCCUUUCAAUGUUUAUGUCCCUCAACUAAAGUUACCAAUGAUCAUUCGUCGACCAAAUAAACCACUUCUAACACCUAUUAAAAUUCACUCAUUCACAACAAAACAUAUUUUAAGUAAAUUACCUUCUAUUCCACCUAAAAUUAUUGUGGCUGCAAAUCAGGGUAAACCUUACAGUUUAUCAUACAGUGAUGGAAGAGGAACUAACGUGAAUGUUCAUGUUAACCGUCGAAAUAAAAAUUUUAUCGACGAUAGUAAUAGUGAUGAUUAUUCUGAGGAACAGAAAAGUGAUGAUAAUGGAAAUUUAAGUGACGAUAAAACUGGAAAAACUUACAAUAAAAAUCAAGAAGACGAGACCUGAAUGUAGUUAAGAGAUCAUGUUUAUCCUGCAAUGAUCAAAACAAGUAGAAUAAGCUUUUAAAUAAAUGUAAGAUGGUAGAAAUUGGGUCUAAGUGAAAGUGACAAAUUGUUCAA
Messenger RNA from Chelonus insularis, 951 nucleotides. RefSeq lists its product as uncharacterized. Bases 158 to 838 code for a protein of 226 amino acids. The record is from RefSeq and is a predicted model, not a curated record. NCBI's taxonomy places the organism in Eukaryota, Metazoa, Arthropoda, Insecta, Hymenoptera, Braconidae. The transcript has 3 exons.